Molecule: messenger RNA, 3048 nt
Organism: Protobothrops mucrosquamatus (brown spotted pit viper)
Lineage: Eukaryota; Metazoa; Chordata; Lepidosauria; Squamata; Viperidae
Product: prostasin-like
Exons: 6
Coding region: 79-1152 (357 amino acids)
Biological process (GO): proteolysis
Molecular function (GO): serine-type endopeptidase activity
Source: RefSeq, a predicted model, not a curated record
UCCCGCUGGGCUCCCUUCGCCGCUUCUCUUCAGCGGGCAGCGUCGUCGUCGUCGCCGCCGAUCCACCUGGGUCCCGCCAUGGAGGGGCUGCGGGGUGGCCUGAGCCUCGCCGGGCUCCUGUCGUUGCUGCUCGUCGCCGGCGUCAUGAAAGAGGCCAGCACACAAGUGUUGUGUGGAGUGCCUGCCAUGGGACGGAUCGUGGGCGGUUCUGAUGCUCGAAGCGGACAGUGGCCAUGGCAGGCCAACCUGAACUUCAAUGGUAAUCAUGCCUGUGGGGCAACCCUCAUUGCCCCCCAGUGGUUGGUUACAGCUGCACAUUGCUUCCCCAAGGUGAAUCCGAUCGAUAUGUAUGAAGUGACACUGGGGUCCUUCCAGCUGAAAAACCCCUCACCAGACAUCCAAGUGACGCUAGUAGAAGAGGUGAUUAAGCAUCCUGACUUCAAUGAAGAUGCAGGCUCUCAAGGGGACAUUGCCCUGGUGAAACUCAAAACCCCCAUUACAUAUUCUCGGACUGUCCGGCCGAUCUGCCUGCCUGCCUCUUCAGUCACCUUCCCGCAGGGCAUGACCUGCACCGUCACCGGCUGGGGGAAUGUUCUUGCAGCUACGAGUCUUCCCUCACCUAUGACACUUCAACAACUCGAAGUGCCCAUCAUUGGUCUAGACACCUGCAAGUGCCUGUACAGAAGGAACCCAGAUCCUGAGGAGCCCCACACCCUCCACAAUGACAUGAUGUGUGCUGGCUUUGCGGAAGGCAAGAAGGAUGCCUGUCAGGGUGAUUCUGGAGGCCCCCUUUCCUGUCUUGUUGACAAGGCCUGGUUCCUGGCUGGCGUGGUGAGCUGGGGAGACAACUGUGGGGCCGCCAAUAGACCGGGCGUCUACAUCCGCCUUCCUGUCUACACCGACUGGAUUAAGGGGAAAGUCCCAGAAGUACAGCUUCAACAAGUGACAGUCCCUCCAAGGCCCACCCCCGAAGAGGCCUUGUGCUCCAAUUCUACAGGAGGGGGAGGCCCCUAUGACGACCUCCAGCCCUCACCAGGCUGGAACCGGCCCCUUACCCCGGACAAGAGCCCUCCCAACGGUUCCCCUUCCAGAGCCUGCAUGGUUGGUCUACCACUUCUCCUCCUCCUCCUCUUCCAGAGCUGGCUGUGGUAAUUUUCUACUCCCACCCCAAGUUGUGCAGGGAGUGUGGUUGUCUUCCUGUUUUUUUUUUUUUAUCCUCCUGGGGAUGGUCUCACUAUUUCAUCGCCUGCUGUGUGCUUCCAGCUUUCUCUCUGCACGCUUGGGGUGCGGAGAACGCAGCGGGAUUCCAUUAGGAAGCGGUACUCUUCCUCCGAAGCCCAGACAGACUCCUGAGGUGGUCAUCGCGCGUGCCUCUUGUCAAUCCACCUGCGGUCUUGGGUCUAGCAUGUGGCUUUUUUAAAAAGUUCACACUUCACUCCUAUCCCUGGUUUUUUACUCUUGAGGAUCUAAUUCAGGGGUAGUCAACCUCGGCUCUUUUAUGACUCGUGGACUUCAAUUCCCAGAAUUCCUGAGCCAGCUUAGGAAUAUGAUUUCUAAUUCAUAAUUUCCGGGAGUAUCUCUUUUUUUUUUUGCCCCUUCCCCACUGCCCACGACUUGCUUGGCCUUUUUUAAAAAUCAUAGCUGGAUACACAUCUGUAAUAAACCUCUCUUUUGCUACUGCGGACCUAAUUUCAUAAGUCAGUGGGAGCCUAGUCUCCUUUUUUAGGCAAAUUCCGGAACGGUAUGACUCAUCUCUCUCUGUUGAGUAUCUGGCGCUCUUCUCCAAUUGCAUUCCUGGCACACGUUUUGAAACGUGAUCGGUUUCAAGACAGGUUCCUUUCCUUGCCCAGUUCCUCCUUGCCUGCUCAUAAUGUGAAUGUGUAGCCUUCCUGACUGUUGCCGUGAAGGCAAGGCCCUCCGCAAUAGUUGGGACAUUGUUCAGAGGACCAAAGUUGAGCGAGCCCUUUGAAGAGAAAUCAGUCAGCCGAAUCCUUUCUUCCUUAGCAUUCAAUUGAGAUCGCGUUCGGAUAUCUGGCCCAGCUGGAUAGUUCAGAGAGCAGCACAACGGCCCCUAACGUAAAAUGUCUCCCUCUUAAAAAGAUCCCUGUCUUGCCAAGUAUAUCAUGCCAUUAGUAACUUGGGAGGAUGGGGGAUUUGCACAGGGUUAGCAGGUCUACUCUUAGACUCUGUUAUGGUCUCAGCUUAUGAGGAAGAGGUCAAGAACACUGUUGGCUAAGUACAGCGCAGCCACCGAGCUCUGAAAAAGGGAUAAUAUGGUUGAGAAACACUGCUAUAGGGCCACUUCUACCCACGUUUGGUUUACUUGACCCUCAUUUCUCUCUCUCUUCUGGGCUCCCUCUCUGACUUGGUAUUUACCCACCCCUCCUUCUGGCUCACAGACUGAAUUAAAAAAAAAAAAAAGACUCAGCGGAGGUGCUGGGACUUUGAAACCAAGCUGUUGCCUUUUGAUCUUUGGCUGGGUGGUUAGGCCCACUUCUGCGCAUGCUGCUAGCCUUGUGGGUUUUGCCCCGAUUUAAGCCGGAAUUGUGCAGGGGUGGAAAUGCAGCCUCUGGAUGUUUCCGCUGUGUAAUUUAGGAAUUCCCUCCAAGCUGGGGCGAAGGCUGAGAGCAGAGAUUCUGGGCUGUUCUUGUGUGUGGACACCUCAGUUCAGAGAUAACCAUCCCGGCGGGUUUUCGUUCUGUGUUACCAAUUGUCAGCCUGACAGAUUUAUGGAGUAGUACGACUCCCGAUGUGAAGGAGAUGAAGGGGAUUGCUUUUUCCCCCCAGGUAUGCUUGGACAAAAAUGCUGCCAGCAUGGACGCCGGAUGAAAGGGAGUGGGACUCUUUUGCGGGAACAUCAAUGAUGAUCAAAAUUGCCCUCGGGGGGGGGGGGGAGAGAGGGUUGCAAUUGUAUUUAGAUAAUUUAUGUUUGCACACACUUUAAAAAAAAAAAAGAGCAAUGUACACAUCAUCUUUUAAGGAAGGAUUGAAAUCAGUUGCUGCUUUCGAGAUGAAGGGUUUUAAUAAAGUAAAUUGGUAAUUCUACAC